Molecule: messenger RNA, 2542 nt
Organism: Diuraphis noxia (Russian wheat aphid)
Lineage: Eukaryota; Metazoa; Arthropoda; Insecta; Hemiptera; Aphididae
Product: PAX-interacting protein 1-like
Cellular component (GO): MLL3/4 complex
Source: RefSeq, a predicted model, not a curated record
GACGAUAGCUAACCUGUAUAUCUUAAGCCGUGAGUACAACUAACUGUGAUAGUACCACAUAAUAGAUUAAGAUGAUACCUCAGUGGCUCAGUGCUCAGUCCUCAAUUAAUUCAUAUUCCAAAUUAUUAAUUAAUACUAUCAAGUGUCAAUAAGUCUGUUCACUGUUGUAUGUUUAAAUUCUUAUACAUAAUAAUUUAAAUUUGUAAUCCGUUCAUUAUACUAUUCAUGUUAUUAAAUAAAUUUAAAAAUAUGUUUACUUGCUCUAUCUGUGAUGAGACAUUUGUUGGAAUUCACCACAAUUCUACAUAUACAACACAGUGUGGACAUGUCUUUCAUCAUAAGUGUCUUAUGUCAUGGUUAAAAAGAUCAAAAACUUGCCCACAUUGUCGUUCAUUGGUAUUAGAAAAUAAUCUGGUCAAAUUGUUUUUACAAGUUGAUUCUAAUGCUCAAGAAAUAUGGAAUAGAAAAACUGAUGAUGAAAUAAAUUCACUGAGGGAGCAAUUAAAAAGUUUAAAAGAUAAAGAUAUCCGUAAUUCAAGCUCAAUCUUUUGUCUUGAAACUCAACUAAAACAUACAAAAAGUGCUUUAAGAAUUAGCAAUAGAUCUACUAAAUUAUUUAAAAAUGAAGCUGAAGAUGAAAAAAAGAAAAAUGUAGGUAUCUCUGCUGAGCUAAAAUUAAAGACUGUACGAUAUAAUGAAUCGGAAAUCGAUAGAAAAAAAUUUAAAGCGGGAUAUUUACUUCUGCAAUCAAAAAUAAAAUCACUAAACCGUGAACUUUAUGAUUUACAAUCUUCAAAUUCAUCUUAUAUAGAUAAAUUAAAAUCUGAAAUAGCUGAUUUAAAAUCAGAAAAGGCGUACUUUGAAAACAGAUGUUAUAAUAUAGAGAAUAUGAAUAUUGAACAACCAAGUACAUCAAAGAUGAAUAUUGAAAAUAAAAAUGCAAUAUCACUUCAAAAUCAAACUAAAAACGAAUAUUAUGGGCAUGAUCCUCAAUUACAACUAUCUACCAAACAAUUUCUGUUAGGAUGUGUAUUUUUAUUUGUGGAUGUCCAAAUUCAACAAGAAGUUAAUAGUAAAUACAAUAACACAAUUUUAUCUAAGGAUAAUAUUAUUAAAUAUGGUGGAUCAGUUGAACAGUUGUAUUCUGAUCAUAUUACACAUGUAAUUUGUGUCACCCAAAAACAUCAUAUAGUUGAAGAAGCUAUAAAUGAUGGUAAAAGAUGUGUGACUGAUUACUGGCUCAGCGAUAUCAUUUCUAAAAAACUUAUGAUACCACCUUGGUUAGCUGUUCAUUUUCCCAUGCCUUACAGUACAGACAAUUUGCCGUGUCUAAAUUUUCAAUUUUCAAUUGUUAAUUUUGGUACAAAUGAAUGUCAUAUAAUUAAAACAAUGAUUGAACUAGUUGGCGGUGAUCAUACUACUAAUGAUGUUACUUCCAGAACUGAUAUUGUAGUUAGCCUAAAAUUAGAAGGUGAACUUGUAGAAAAAGCUUUAGAAAUUAAUAAACCAGUAGUUAAUGUUCAAUGGUUGAAUGAUAUACUUUUUGGCGCAAGACUUGGUAUAAAAGAGCCUGGAAAUUUAAAAUACCAACAAUUUGAUUUAUGUAAUCCAUUUUCAGUGAAUUAUGACAUGGUGUCACAUUUAAUGGAGUCUUGGAAAACUCCUUUGAUAUUUCUUGAAAAUCAAGAAGUGCAUGAUUUGACUUUAAAUCCUGAUAGUCCUACAAAAUGUAAACGACAAAAAACAAUAUCUGAAACACAAGAAAUUUUAAUUAAUGAUGAAAUUGAUGACAUUAAUGAUAAUGAUGUUAUCAUUACUUAUAUAAAAAACUUACCAUCAAAACCAUGUGUUAUGUUUUGUGGUUUUACAAGAGAAGAUAAAGAAAUACUUAAAAUGAUAUUACUUUUAUUUGGUGGUAUAGUAGCCACUCACUGUUUUGAAGCAACUCAUUUAAUCAUGAACAAACCUAUAACAUCGAUAGAGUUUUUCGGUUGUCUUUCAACUGUUAAAUAUAUUCUCAAUGAAAAUUGGUUAAAAGAUUCACAUUCCAGCUUAAAACUUCUAGACGAAAAAGAAUAUUUUAUAGAAAAUAUACAAGAUCAGUUUUUGGGGUUAUGUUAUGUACCUGCAAUUCUAGAAAAUAAUAUGCGUCGUCUACUAUUUAAAUACUUAUCAUUCUUUGUWACCCCUGGAAUUACAUAUCCAUCAGCUCAUAGCUUGAUGCAAAUCAUUACUUCUGCUGGUGGUGCAAUUGAAAGAACUAGAAGAUCUUUAGAGUCAAUCCGAAGUGCGGCACCAAAUUCCUAUUUUAUAAUCUCAUGUCAAGAAGAUCACUAUUUGUACAAUGACUUGUUGGGUAUUUAUAAUGUUGUUUAUUUACCUGAAUUCAUAACAUGUUCAAUCUUGGCACAGCAUGUCCAACUACAAAAAUUUUUAUUGGAAGUAACUGCUCAAAACUAAUAUUACAUUACUUUUAUUGUGUAUUCCUUAUAUUUGUGUAAUAAACAUUUAAUUUAAGAUAAAUUAAAGUUGAUAUGUAAUA